Molecule: messenger RNA, 2442 nt
Organism: Amyelois transitella
Lineage: Eukaryota; Metazoa; Arthropoda; Insecta; Lepidoptera; Pyralidae
Product: putative nuclease HARBI1
Exons: 2
Coding region: 1340-2389 (349 amino acids)
Source: RefSeq, a predicted model, not a curated record
UUUUAUUGUAUUAUUUCAAAUUAAAAAAUAAAUAAAAGGAAAAAAACUUCAAGAAUACACAAUUAUUAAACAAGCAUGCAAUGAUAAAAAAAAGGCAUAUGUAACGUGUUGUAUGUAAGAAAAAGAAAAAGGUACACACUCCAGUUUGUUUUUUGCUACCACCGUCACCAAUACCAAUGAUAUCUUUUGCCACCACCACCGGCUGUUGUCGUUGACUUACAUCAGAUCGACAUGCCUACUAUACGUUCUCUUGCUGUUUUCGUACAUUUUAUUAGAAUCUGUUGUUUUUGUUCAUUUAAAUUCAUUAAUCUUAGUUAUUUUGUGAUUUAAAAUAGUAGCUGCAGUAAUAAUACACCAUGGAACCAGGUUUCAUCAAAGCAAAUAGCUCCAAUUUGCUAAGCUGUAUUCAGUUACAUUGAUUGUUGAUAAGGAUGAAGAAAAAGUUAUAUCAGUGCAAUGCCAUGAUUGUGUAGCUGCUCAAGGAGGCUGCAAACAUGCGAUUGCUUUACUUAUGUGGGUUCAUCGUAGGAGUGAGGAGCCAUCAUUUACAGAAGUGCAGUGUUAUUGGAAAAAAUCCAAACUAUCCAGAGUAGUAUCAAGUAUAUUACAGUAAAGAACUUGGCUAAUAGUAAUGGUAGUUCCAUCAUACCAUAAAAUUCUACAGUUUUACAAAUUUUUUAGAAGCCAAAAAAAAAAAAUUUUGAAAGAUAUGAGCUGUUGAAGUUUCAAGCAGGUUAUACCUUGUGAUGAGCUACUUAGUGUUUCCAUGCAUCACGUUGUACUACAGUUUAAGGAAAAAUGUUGCAACACAUUUUUACAACAAAUUAAUAUAAAUAACAAUAUCCUAAUUGAAAUUGAAAAGAAGACCAGAGAUCAGCAUGCAAAUAGCCUUUGGUAUGAAUCAAGAUAUGGCCGGAUUACAGCCUCUAGGGCUUAUGAUGUCAGCCAUUGCCAGACAAGUGACGGAACCCUCAUUUCUCUUAUUAUGAGGGGGAAAAUCCCAGACACGGCUGCCAUGGAGCGAGGAAGAGACUUGGAAAGUAAAGUGCGAGACUCAGUGAGCAGAAAACUUAAGAAAAUAACACCCGUAUUCAUAAACAAUACUAUGAGUUCUCACAGUGUGCGUGGAUGCACAGGGUCCCAUAAACCUAUUCAGAGACAAUACUUGACCGACGGUCGGCGCUAUGCGUCACUUGAAAUGAACGCACAGCUAAGGUUGCUUGCGAGCUGUAUUAAGCAACGCAUAGUGUCUAUUGUCUAUUAUUUUGAGGUUAGUUGUAUUUCGAGAUUUGUUUUUGCUCUGUUUGUGUAUCAAGAUUAGUGAAAUAUUUUAUUUAAAAUGGAUUACAGCAGUGAAGAAGAAUUUGAUAAUUAUAUCAAUGAGCACGAUGAGCACAGUAUAAUAAAUACCAGAAAAGUGAUACGGGAUUUUCAAGAUCCCUUUGAUUACUACAGUUCGGAAGAAUUCCGUCGACGCUACAGGUUUACCAAAGAUGUGGUACAUUUUGUACUCUUGCCAUUGAUAAAUAAAGACUUGGAGAAAUUAACCGCAAGAGGUCUUCCAGUCCCACCUUUAUAUCAGCUACUAGUGUCUCUAAGAUUUUAUGCUUCUGGAAGUUUUCAGAUGAUUACUGGAGACCUCAUAAGUAUCAGUCAACCAACAGUCUCAAGAAUUGUCAAAAGGGUGUCUCAUCUGUUUUGUUUAAAAGUACGGGAAUUCAUCAAAUUUCCCAACAACCUUCAAAGAAUUAAAGAAGACUUUUAUGUGAUAGCCUCUUUUCCUGGGAUAAUAGGAGCUGUUGAUGGUACUCACAUCCCAAUUCGAAACCCUGGUGGGCCAUAUGCAGAAGUAUUUAGGAAUCGAAAAAAAUUCUUCUCAAUCAAUACUCAGGUUGUAUGUGGACCAAAUUUAGAGAUUUUUGAUAUUGUUGCUGACAGACCUGGAUCAGUACAUGACAAUAGAAUAUUUCUAGCAUCCAGUUUAAAGCGAAAAAUGGAACAAGGUAUUAUAGAUGGCAUACUUUUAGGAGAUAGUGGAUAUGGCUGUCAAAGAUAUUUACUGACACCAGUGGCACAACCCGAAAACAAUUCGGAAGAAAAUUAUAAUAAGGCACAUAUUAAAACCCGGAACACAGUGGAAAGAACUAUAGGCGUGUGGAAGAGAAUAUUUCCUUGCCUAUCUAAAAAGAUGGCAACAAAUUUGACAACAUCAUGCAAUGUUAUUGUUGCUACUGCAGUACUGUACAAUAUAUGCAGGGCUCAUGGUGUUAUUGAGCAUAUUGAACCUGAUAACAGGAAUAUACAAAGAACUACGAGGAAUGUUCAACAGUCAAGAGAAACUAGAGAAGGUUUACUUUUUAGAAGACUUUUCAUAUCUCGUCACUUUUGAUAAUAUUUUAAAUAAAUAAAACAUAGAAUAUUAAGAAGUUUAAUUUCCAAUUU